Molecule: messenger RNA, 1470 nt
Organism: Hemibagrus wyckioides
Lineage: Eukaryota; Metazoa; Chordata; Actinopteri; Siluriformes; Bagridae
Product: homeobox protein OTX2-like
Exons: 3
Coding region: 109-993 (294 amino acids)
Biological process (GO): multicellular organism development; regulation of transcription by RNA polymerase II
Cellular component (GO): nucleus
Molecular function (GO): DNA-binding transcription factor activity, RNA polymerase II-specific; RNA polymerase II cis-regulatory region sequence-specific DNA binding
Source: RefSeq, a predicted model, not a curated record
CCUGUCCUUGAGCACUACAGACUAAAAAGAAAAGACGGCCAGAGACUCUGCUUUUUUGUUCCGACUGGCUGCAGUGAACACCGAAUCGUCUCUUUAACCAGAGAGAUCAUGAUGUCCUACCUGAAACCAGCGCCGUACACAGUGAACGGACUCAGCCUGGCUACUACUGCGAUGGAGCUGCUGCAUCCAACUGUGGGCUAUCCAGGAACUCCCCGUAAACAGAGGCGUGAGCGGACAACCUUCACCCGCGCGCAGCUCGAUGUGCUCGAGGCGCUGUUCGUCAAGACGCGCUACCCGGACAUCUUCAUGCGCGAGGAGGUGGCCCUGAAAAUCAACCUUCCUGAAUCUCGGGUACAGGUGUGGUUUAAAAAUCGAAGAGCGAAAUGCCGUCAGCAGCAACAGCAGCAAUCCCAGACUAGCACGCAGAAUAAAACCCGACCUGCCAGCAAAAAGACUUCUCCAGUCAGAGAGUUAAACCCGGAGAGCAGCAGCCCGUUCAGCAGUACCACAACCACCUCUUUACCGGGCGUGUCCACCAGCACGGCCCCAGUGUCCAUCUGGAGUCCGGCUUCUAUUUCUCCGAUCUCAGAGCAGCUCUCUUCCUCUUCAUCCUCCUCUUCCUCAUCUUUACCUUGUAUGCAGCGCUCUUACCCGGUCACCUACACUCAGGCGCCCGGAUACAGUCAACACUACGCGGGCACAGCGUCCUAUUUCAGCGGAAUGGACUGUGGCUCCUACCUCGGGCCUGUGCAUCAUCAGCUGACUGGCCCCGCAUCCACCCUGAACCCGACAAGCACGAGUACGGUCAAUAAUCACCUGAGUACAUCAUGUUCACUCGCACCCCAGGGCUACGUAACGUCCGGUCUUGGGAUCAACGCGCAGUCCGACUGCUUAGAUUACAAGGACCAAAGCGCCUCUUGGAAGCUUAGCUUCAAUACCGACUGCUUGGAUUACAAAGAUCAAACCUCUUCGUGGAAAUUUCAAGUUUUGUAAUAACAUCUAAAAAAAAUAAAAGAACAGAACUGUUAUUAAAUUAUUAAAUUCAUUCGAUAAAUACGAUAUUGUUCGUUUGUAGAAUUCUCCCCUCCGAAACAAUGCAAUGAUCGAAUCUCUGCCGGAGUUUGUCACAUGGUUUAACUCAGGCUAUUAAAUUAUAUUUUUUACUAAAAACGGGGAAGUAGAUAUUUUUCUUACAAUUAUGCACUAUUUUAUUUAUGACAAGAAUGUUUUAAAAAUGUUUUUUUUUUCCCUCUAGAAGACAAUCGAUGUAUAUAAACAUAAUUGUGCCCAGAUUUUCUUUUCAUUUUAUUACUUUUCUUUUUUAAACUGUAGCCAAAAUGUUUUUGAAACUGUGAACUGUAGUAGAUCAUUUAAGGAAUCCUCCAAGGAUCAUUAUGCUGUAAGUUUUGAUAGACUAGAUGUUGUUGUUGUUGUUGUUAUUUUGUUAAGUUUGUUAUUGAUGACGCUAAA